This is a messenger RNA of Prosopis cineraria, 1239 nucleotides long. RefSeq names its product regulator of nonsense transcripts UPF2-like. NCBI's taxonomy places the organism in Eukaryota, Viridiplantae, Streptophyta, Magnoliopsida, Fabales, Fabaceae. The record is from RefSeq and is a predicted model, not a curated record. Gene Ontology annotation, biological process: nuclear-transcribed mRNA catabolic process, nonsense-mediated decay. Gene Ontology annotation, cellular component: exon-exon junction complex; cytoplasm. Gene Ontology annotation, molecular function: protein binding; RNA binding.
CAAAGCACACUCUUCUCAUUUCUCUAGUUCUCAUCGCCAGCGAAGCUCUCCUUCAGCCUUCACAGCCUUCGAGCGAAUCACUACCGGUUCGCCUCGCCACCGUCGUCUCGCCACUCGUCAGUCUUCUCCACAUCACCGUGAGUCCGUGACCAUCGCCUUCUGCCCUUCUCCUCCUUGAAAAAAUAUCCUGGUCUUUGAAGAGAUCUGUCGAAUUUUCGCCCGAGGUUUCUUCUUCGCCUUCCAUAAUCUUUCCUCCACCAUCAUCUUCACUUCUGCAGGUUAAUUGGGAUUUAGGCUAAUGAAGGAGAAGUCACAGCAAGAGGAUGAAUUCCGCAGUGGAGGUGAAAGUCACAGCAAGAAAGAUGACGAGGAAGCUGCUGCUCGCCUUGAUGAAAUGAAGAGGUCAAUUGAGGCCAAAAUGGCUCUACGUCAAAGCAAUUUGAGUCCUGAAAGGCCUGACUCAGGAUUUCUUAGGACACUGGAUUCUAGCAUCAAGCGCAACACUGCAGUUAUUAAGAAACUGAAGCAGAUAAAUGAAGAGCAGCGAGAAGCACUGAUGGAUGAAUUGCGAAGUGUCAACUUAAGCAAAUUUGUCAGUGAAGCUGUGGCAGCUAUAUGCGAAGCCAAGCUUAGAACAUCAGAUAUACAUGCGGCAGUUCAGAUCUGCUCUUUGCUUCACCAAAGGUACAAGGACUUCACACCAAGCCUGAUUCAAGGGCUUCUCAAAGUUUUCUCCCCUGGGAAAUCUGGGGAUGAAUCGGAUGCAGACAGAAACUUGAAGGCAAUGAAGAAGCGCAGCACUCUGAAACUUCUGUUGGAACUUUAUUUUGUUGGUGUUAUAGAAGAUUGUGGUAUUUUCAUCAACAUUAUAAAAGAUCUUACCAGUGCAGAACAGCUAAAAGACAUAGACUCUACACAAACUAGUUUGACUCUUCUUUCUAGCUUUGCUCGCCAAGGGAGAAUAUUUUUAGGACUUCCUGUUACUGGUCAAGAAAUUCAUGAAGAGUUUUUGAAGGGACUGAACAUCACAGGUGAUCAUAAGAAAAGUUUCCGAAAAGCAUUUUAUGCAUUUUAUGAUGCUGCAGCAGAACUGCUUCGAUCUGAGCAUUCGUCACUUCGACUAAUGGAGCAUGAAAAUUCUAAGAUUUUAAAUGCAAAAGGAGAACUUAGUGAUGAGAACGUCUCUGCAUAUGAAAAGCUUCGAAAAUCAUAUGACCACUUGUACCGUAAUGUCUCAUC